This is a messenger RNA of Chironomus riparius, 414 nucleotides long. The record is from the annotation of a GenBank genome assembly. Lineage: Eukaryota; Metazoa; Arthropoda; Insecta; Diptera; Chironomidae.
AUGUUUUCAGAAGAAAUUUAUAAUUCACUUCAUAAUACAAAUUUAACAAUUGAAAAAGAUAGAAAUAAUAACUCAACAAUUAGUACCAAAGGAAAACCGAAAAUAGAUAAGCAGACGAAUAAUAAAAAUGAAUCUUACGAAACUGUUGUUGUUGCUGCUCCUAUUGCAUCCUCAAAAGAGAAGAAGAAUGUCAAAAUAGCCGAUACUAAAUCGUCUAUUGUUUCCGAAUCAAGUGGAACCAAUACCUUGAAACGUAAACGAGAGACUAAAUCACCCGUAAAGUGUGCAGAUUCACAACUCGAACAAGAGUCGAGUAAGAAGCAACAAAGUGGCAGCAGUCAGACAACAACAGCAACAAUUUUAGUAUCAAAAACGAAAACGAAGUCCGGACUUCCAAUGCUUUUGAAAAAAUGA